Ipomoea triloba (trilobed morning glory) is the source of this 1056-nucleotide messenger RNA. RefSeq lists its product as uncharacterized. The transcript is spliced from 4 exons. The coding region runs from base 1 to 1056 and encodes 351 amino acids. NCBI's taxonomy places the organism in Eukaryota, Viridiplantae, Streptophyta, Magnoliopsida, Solanales, Convolvulaceae. The record is from RefSeq and is a predicted model, not a curated record.
AUGACCAUGCUCUCAACCAUCUGGAAGAAUGUUUGGUUGCAACAUGGGCGGCUUGUGUUUGAUCAGGACUUCUUUGAAAGCAUCCGAAAAUAUGUAGUUGCAAACUCCACAAGUGCUGUGAACAUAAUCAAUAAUAUUCUCUUGCUCCGUCGUGGGCCAAUCAAGAAAUUUACUUUAAACAUUUUCUUAGAGCCUAAGCUGCAACAGUCUGAUAUAGAGCGGUGGUGUCAUUUUCUAUCAAGAAAUGUUAUUGAAGAACUCACCUUGCAUUUGUUUGUUGUUCGAAGUACGCUUAAGCUGCCAAGUAACUUCAUUUUAGUUUUCGAUAGCGUUGAGCUUAAGUGGAGUGUUAAUGGAGUUUCCUCUACUAUUCCUAAUCUUGAGAAGCUGGCUUUCCUUGGAGGUUGUGAGGGGAUGGAUAAAUUUGAGAUCAUUGCUCCCAAACUUGAAAGCUUGUCUCACAUUAGUGCUUAUUCUGGGUUUGAACCGAGAUGGUUUGCACUUCAAUUGAAGAGAAUUAAGAGUCUUUGCUUGUCUGGCACGUGGAGGUGUGCAGCAGCUGUGCUUAAUUCUUCGACUGCAAUAAAUCUGCAAAUAAUGGAGCUGCAUCAUUUGAGAUUUAGUUGUGAGAAGCAGAUCGCCACCGCUAUGGCAUUGCUUCAAAAAUCUCCCAACCUAUGUGAAUUGGGUAUUAGGGCAGGAACGCCAUCAUGGAGUGACUAUGAAGAAGAUGCUUUGAAGCAUUUGGAGGAUCUAGACCAUUACUUUAUUAAUCAGGAUAUGAAGAUGUUUAGUACAGUCAAGAUUGAAGGGUUUAAUGGAUCUAGGUUUGAAGUUCUUUUUGUAAAGUCGGUCUUCACCAAAUGCCCUGCAUUGGAGAGAGUUGUUAUUCACCCUGCAUGGAUCGGGAGUAUAACAUAUGCUUUAAUGGGGAUGAAUAAUAUCCUAAGGGAAUUGACGUGCUUCCAUCGUGCAUCUCCUAAUGCACAACUUGUCAUCCUCGAGCACAAGUCUACCAAUAACCUUGUUGGUUAUAAUGCCGUAGAUGACAUCUAA